AUAAUAUGAUAAACCUCAGUCAGCCACUCACAGCCGUUAGGGACAAACGUGUUAAUUAAUCCCGCUGUGUUUUGUUUAAACAUGGGUGUGAUAACGUAUAUAAAACGACUUGCUAUAGCAAACGCAUUGACGCUGUAUUAUACUGCAGCUAUUAUUUUCUAUAUGUUGGUGACGUACUUGAAGAACCCCUUCAGGAAUCCAUGGGCUAAUAAGCAGAGGCUGGUACCACCGGCUAGGUUGUCUGAUCCGAAGUACGGUGUUCAUAAAUAUAUUAAAGUUAACAAUGUGAAGCUCCAUUAUGUAGAAAACGGAGAUCCCUCAAAACCUUUAAUGGUAUUCUUGCAUGGAUUCCCUGAAUUUUGGUAUUCAUGGCGGUAUCAAUUGCUCGAAUUUAAAAAAGAUUAUUGGUGUGUAGCAGUUGACAUGAGAGGGUACGGGGACUCCGAAAGACCAGAUGGUGUCUCUUCGUAUAAUAUCCAAACAAUGGCGGAAGAUAUACGGGACCUCCUUCGCCAAUUAGGUCGAGAGACGUUCAUUUUGGUUUCUCACGACUGGGGUGGCAUAGUAGCAACCAGGUUUCGGGACAACUACCCGGAAACCCUACAAGCACUCGUUGUAUUGAGUAGUACAGCGCAUGAGGCAUGGCUUGAUGCUAUAUGGAAUGAUGAUGAACAACGAAAGUUAUCUUGGUAUGUUUUCUUGUACCGUAUGAGAGUGAUUCCAGAACUUAUGAUACAAAUGAAUAAUUUAGAAUUGCUGGACAAGGUCAUGAUUGUUGAAGGAAAGCCGACUGUUGAUAGUGAAGAUUUGGAAUGCUACAAAUAUUGGUUCGGCAAACAAUAUGCUCUAACACCCCCGAUCAAUUACUACAGAGCUGCUAUUGAUUACAUUGAUGUUGAAUUGAAGCAACACGAUGAAAACGUUCCUUUCCUAUUUGCACAUGGGACAAAUGAACGUUACUUAGGUAAAAAAAUAAUGGAAACCAUGAAGAAACUCUACAAAACAAUUGAAACAACUAAAGUUCAAGAUAGUGGCCAUUUUAUGCAGCAAGAAGACCCGGAAAAAGUAAACAGACUUAUUAGAACAUUUUUGCAAAAGCAAAAUCUGUAAUUAAGUUGGUCUAUGAAAAUAUUUGUUCAUUCCUCUCUCGUUUAAUAUUAAUAGUAGAUUUUUAUAUUUUGUUAUUAUCUUAAUUCCUUACGAGAGUACCGUAAUUAUUAAAGAUCAAUAAUUUUAAAAAAAUAUCUUUAAAAAAUAUCAUCAUUAAUAUUUAAACAAUUUAAUUUAUUACUUUAUUUUCAAUACCAUCCAUUUUGAUUUUAGUAUGUUUGCUGAACCAAUUUUAACUAAAAUUUUGAUCAAAUAAACAAUAAUUAAGGGUCAUAAUUAUUCUGCGAUAAUGGCGGUCAGGUCAUAUUUUUUUUAGAUUUACAGUAGUGAGUAAUACAAAAUUUUUAUGUAUAAAUUAAAUAAUAAAUUAAUA
Pieris brassicae (large cabbage white) is the source of this 1483-nucleotide messenger RNA. RefSeq names its product epoxide hydrolase 4-like. The coding region runs from base 82 to 1110 and encodes 342 amino acids. The transcript has 6 exons. NCBI's taxonomy places the organism in Eukaryota, Metazoa, Arthropoda, Insecta, Lepidoptera, Pieridae. The record is from RefSeq and is a predicted model, not a curated record. Gene Ontology annotation, molecular function: hydrolase activity.